AAUAAAAAAAUAAAACACUCUAACUCCUUAAUUUAUCAGUGAACCAGAUUAGAGUGUUUCUCUCCUACCUAAAAGAAAAGUUUGGUCAAAAUAGCCUGUCUUUUUAAUGCAUAGCAGUGUCCUUGAACUGUCAGAGGAGUGGAGACAUAGAGGAGUUUUCAUAAAUAUUUUGUUAAAUCAUUGAAUGGAUAAUGCAGAAAGACUGAUGUCAAAUUCCAUUGAGGUUCCCUGACCUUUUUCGCUUGUUCUCAAGUGAUUCAUCUUUAGUCAUCAACAAUUACUUGAUAGCUGUUACUCAAGGCUGGUCUCCUGAAUUUACUCACUUAGUUUUGAUACUUCCUGGGGCUACUGAUUGUUUUCUUAAACAGUAGUAGAAUAUAAACAAGAAUAAUAAGGCAUUUGGGGAAAGAAAUGAUGAUAAAGAGGGCCUCUUGGCUAAUGUAAUCAGUGUUUCAACGGUGAUGUCCACCCAUCAAUCAUCCCUCUCUUCCUGCAACUGAAUCUCCCUGGAGGUGUCUGCCAGAUCCUUUCAAUCUUGAAGACUGACAACAAGUCCCUAUGGACUCCCUAACUGGAUGGAAGAUCCGAUGGGGUCUGUGACACUAAGAUUUUAAAAGCCCCACUUCAGAACAAGCCUGGAAAACUCCUAGACAAAGUUCUGGUUACUGAAGGUUUUGGAGAGGGAUGAACAUGAAGGGAUUCAGAAAACUGGCAGCUGCAGCCUUAGCUCUUUGCCUGGUGUUUUCUUUCCUGGGGAAUUCCAGUAGUGCUCCUCAGAGACUCUUUGACCGAAGGAACUGGACUCCUCAGGCCAUGCUCUACCUGAAGGGUGCACAGGGCCGCCGUUUCAUCUCCAACCAGAGCCGACGGAAGGACCUCUCUGACCGCCCUCCACCUGACAGACGGAGCCCAAAUCCCCAACAACUGACUCUCCCAGAGGCAGUGUCUCUGUUGCUGACUUCCUUGCAGAAACCACAGGAAGCUGGAGAAGAAAACUUUGAUCAAACAAGGCUCCUGGGAGACAGUCUGCUAAACUGGUGAAAUACACCGAAUUCCAUUCAAUAAUAGUUCUGUUCUGGCUGAAAACAUACACCUUGUAAAUAAAAAUCUGUGGGACCCCUUUAACGUCAAUUGUAAUCUUAGGAACAAACAAAACUAGUUUGCUUUUUUUCCAGCAGCAAAAGUAAGGUAGCAUUCUUACAUGAGAAUAUCAGUGUCUUCUUGUAUGCAUCCUCUCUUAUUUAGAUCACCUUGGAUUAUAUAGCCUAUCUGGCAAGGCUAAAGACUCUUUACUGUGCUCUUUCCUUUUGUUACAGUUGCUUGUCUUGGUCUAUUUCACCAUCAUUAUUAUUUUAUUCUGCUACCCACUUGCAUUGUCUGACCACUCAGUAGCCAACCUCACUCUCCUCCCCAUUCCCAGUCUUCAAAAAGGUGAGGGGAAAGCAAAGGAUGAUGGGAAAGAGUAGAGUGUUCCUUUAACAGUUGGUCCAGAAGAGAUUAAGUUGGGCGGGGGGAGGGGGAGGGCUGGAAGGAGGGAGGAAGAGCGAGGUGAACAAGGAAGUCAGAGUGGAGAGUGGAAGGUCAGGGAGGUCAGAGCGGAAGUGAGACUAAGGAGUCUGUCCCCCAUUGUGGACCCUGCAAGAGGAGCAGGAGAGAGGGAAGAGGAGCUUGCAGACGAAAGAAAAAAAGGGCAGCAGAAACAGAGUGACUGGGAAAAAAGCACUGUGGUUCUAGCACCAUCUCGGUGUGGUGUUAGAGAACUGUCCACAUAUAAGGAAGGUUCCUCAGUUGGGAAUACCCCACAACUUGAGCUCUUUUGGGGGACCUUCCCUAAAUUCACUUUAGAAAUAUGUACCUAUAAGUUUGUGGGGAAUUAGCAGAUGGAAACACAUUCUGCACCUGUUUACAGAGAGAGCAAACCAGUUUUUCAGAAGUGACUCAUUUACAUGACCAAGGGGAAAAAAAAAAGAGUACUUUGAUUUGAAUAGAACUCCAGGCAUUGUGUGGCAUAAAAGCAUGGCAAAGGCACCCUCAGAAUAUAAACGCAUGAUAAUGUGCCUGAUUUACUCCUUUUCAGACUCAACUAGGGUUUAAUGAUUGAAAGGGAAAACAUACAUACACACACUGAUAUGCAUACACAUAGCAAGCCUAAAAACACCCAUAUUUGGAAUAUAAACAUUGUUUUUGAACUGACUGACUGCUGUUGAUAAAUGUUCUAAGAGAAAUGUUUGUAGCAUAUAACCAUUACUUAGUAACUAAAGAAUGUCUUAUAAUGUCUCUGUAUGUUGUAAUUACAAUCUUACUGUGUUGUUAUCAAAACCCUGUUUGUAAUAGUUACCGGUGUCUUGUUCUGUAAUCACUAAUGAAACAAUACAUUCAAGGUAAUGUGACAAGAUCUCUACUGAGAAGGCAAGAUAGCAUGGGGUGGGUGGUGGCACACUUGGUUGAAUGCACAUGAUAUAAUGUGCAAGGGCCUAGAUUCUAGCCCCCAGUACCCACCUGCCGGGGAAAAGCUUUGCAAGUGGUAAAGCACUCUCAAUCUGUUGUCCCUUCAAUCUUGCCCUUCCUACUCGAUUUCUGUCUCUAUCCAAUAAUUUAAUAAAGAUAACAAUAAAACAAAUUUUUAAACAGAUAAUAUAGCAUUACAGAAAAAAACAGAUGGCAUGUAAUAGACACCUGUCAUUAAUUGUGACAUGCUUUUAAAAUGGAUUUUCUAGGCAGCAUAUGUGUUCAAUUUAUUGAGAAUUAUUUCCUCAUCUGGUAUAUGCUCAUGCAAAAUGGCUACUUAAAUAUCAUACCUAUCCCAAUAACACUUUGAAAAUCCAUCUUUUGAUCAAAUUCUUUCUACGCUAACUAGAACAAUCUCAAACAGACUGCUCACUACAACUGGCUGCUUACAGGCCCAAUAGCUGUUAAUGUAAUACAAACUCAAAGUUGGGGAAGCACUUGUAUUCCUUGAAUAUGUUUCUGUUGCACAGAUAUGUUAAUGAUCAGCAGUUACAUAAAGACUCCUGUGUCCAGUG
Messenger RNA from Erinaceus europaeus (western European hedgehog), 3023 nucleotides. RefSeq names its product spexin hormone (gene SPX). Gene Ontology annotation, cellular component: cytoplasm. Bases 685 to 1041 code for a protein of 118 amino acids. Gene Ontology annotation, molecular function: neuropeptide hormone activity. Lineage: Eukaryota; Metazoa; Chordata; Mammalia; Eulipotyphla; Erinaceidae. The record is from RefSeq and is a predicted model, not a curated record. Gene Ontology annotation, biological process: positive regulation of gastro-intestinal system smooth muscle contraction. The transcript is spliced from 6 exons.